Molecule: messenger RNA, 2737 nt
Organism: Thalassophryne amazonica
Lineage: Eukaryota; Metazoa; Chordata; Actinopteri; Batrachoidiformes; Batrachoididae
Product: RNA polymerase II elongation factor ELL-like
Biological process (GO): snRNA transcription by RNA polymerase II; positive regulation of transcription elongation by RNA polymerase II; transcription elongation by RNA polymerase II
Cellular component (GO): transcription elongation factor complex
Molecular function (GO): cis-regulatory region sequence-specific DNA binding
Source: RefSeq, a predicted model, not a curated record
UUUCCGCUCUGCGGUAGCGCACGGCAGUGACCUCAUUAAUAUUCAUCGGUAAAAGUGACGACACAGCUGUCGCUUGCGCUCGCUCUCUCGGUAGGGCGCGUGCUUACUUGCGCGCGCGGCGCGUGUGGUAUCAAAGAUGGCGGCGCUGAGAGAGGAGCGGUGUUACGGUCUGUCCUGUGGAGGAGUGAGCGACGGCGGCGCCGUGUCCGUCUUCCACGUUAAGCUCACUGACAGCGCCCUCAGGGCCUUCGAAGGCUACCAGAGCGGAAAGGUCCCAUCAUCUCUACCACUGAUCAAAUUUAAUGGAAACCAAGGGAAGAUCUCUAUACCACGCACAGACAGUCCAAAUGAAGUGCAAAUGUUUACUUUCUACUUGUCAAAUGUGGGAAGAGAUAAUCCCCAAGGCAGCUUUGACUGCAUCCAGCAGUAUAUCACCAGUGAAGGGAGCAUUCAACUGGAUUGUUUGGGUGGAAUCCAGGACAAGAUUACAGUAUGUGCCACAGACGACUCCUACCAGAAGGCCAGGCAAAGCAUGGCCCAAGCUGAGGAGGAGACUCGCAGUAGGAGUGCUAUUGUCAUCAAGCCUGGGGGAAGAUACGUAGGGAAGAAGGUCCAAAUCCGGAAACCGGCACCUGGCCUCUCAGACGUUGCCCCUUUACGAAGAACAUCUCGACCCGUCAUCAUCUCUAGUGGCGUACUGAAAAAGGGAGGGACUCGGCACAAGCCGCUCCGAGGGCGUCUGCUACACCUGCUGGCCCUGAAGCCGUAUAAGAAGCCUGAGCUUAUCCUCAGGUUGCAAAAAGACGGCCUCUCUCAGUCGGACAAGGACUCCCUGGACAGCCUCCUGCAACAGGUCGCAAACCUGAAUGGGAAAGACAACACCUUCACAUUGAAGGACUCUUUGUUUAAGGAGAUUCAGAAGGACUGGCCUGGCUACACUGAAGGAGACCAGCAGCUUCUCAAGAGAAUUCUCUCUAGGAAACUAACCCAGAACACCUCGACUCCACCACCAGAGAGCCCCCCCAAAGAACAGGCCGACAGCUCCCCAUCUCAGAAACGACCUGCUGCUGAGUUCAUUGAUCCUCUUGUCAGUAAAAAACCCAGGAUAUCCCACCUAAUGAGCAAAGUUGCCGCAGGCACUGUUAAUGGGAAGCUGAUCUCCUCCAUCGGCAAGGAGGCGGGUGGAACGCAGGCCGCGGUUACGGGCUCUGUGUCUGACAGUGGAACCACGUCCGGCUCCCAGCAGCUCCCUUUGUUGGACAUCCCUCGUCCUUUUGAUGCACUGUCAGAUGUCAGCAAUGACUCCAGCCACAACGGUCGUGACUGUGACUCUCAGGAAGCAGCUGUGUCCAAGAGGCUCAGCCAGCCGUCCUCCGUGGCCUUGGGGUCAGCAGUGCUCACUGCUUCCAACACGGGCCCAUCCUCGCCUGGAUGCUCAAGCCUAUGUGGCCUUCCGGACAACAGUACUUCUUCCUUGCAUAUCAAGUCAAGAAAGAAGUCAAAAAAACAUAAAGACAAGGGAAAGACCAAGAUAAGGAGGUAGCAAGAGAAAAAAAAGCAAGAGCAGGAAGUCCGUGACAGGCCUGAGCCUCAUCAAAUUUGUGAACUUGGCUCCACUCCGGCAAACCUUAAAAGCAGCAGUGUUCCAGAAAAAAGCACAGACCAAAAUGGAUUGUGCAACACCAGUGUUCCAUCGCCAACACCUCAGGUGUCAGACUAUUUAAUGAAGUACACGGCGAUCAGCUCUCAGGAGCAGCGUCAGAGAUAUAAAAACGACUUCAACGCGGAGUACACGGAGUAUCGGUGUUUGCACGCUCAGAUCGAGGGCGUGACCUGGCAGUUCACUGUGCUCGACAAUGAGCUCAAACAGCUGAAACAAGGCACCGACAAAUAUAAGACUAUCCACAAUCAGAUCAUUAAAGAGUAUCAUCAAAUUAAAAAGGAUAAUCCAAACUACACCAAAGACAAGAACCGCUGUGAAUAUCUACACAACAAACUGGCACAUAUAAAAAGACUUAUUGCUGAAUUUGAUCAACAGCACCUUUGAAAAUAGUGAGACGUUUGCUGUUUAUCGCUAGAAAUCAAGAUCUGCAGCUGAACAAAUUCUCUGCACAUCUUUGUUUGUGCUAUUUAAAAAGAAAAAAAAAAUCAAUUCUCAGUUGCCAAGAUGGGAGUACACUUUGGGUUGGGGCCAGAAGCUCUAAUGAGGACUAAUCAGGACACCCGAUGUCCCUCUUUCUCUCCGUUUUCUUAUUUGUGAUGAGACGAUGUGCGGCAGGUUGCCCGUGUUUUCUAAACAGUCGGUCUUGCCUGCAGCAUGCAGAGGUCUGAAUGAGUCAACAUGCACUUUCUUAGAUCUGUGAAAGAUGAGAAGAGCUGGAAUCUGAAGAUUGGAUGGCAAAAUGCAACUAAUUUUUGUUUUGAGUGAAGAUGAGAAGAGCUGAGUAAGAGUCGUUAGAUGAAGAAAUGAAUAGUGAUUAUCUGAAUUUAGUUCCCUGUUUUUUUGUCCUUCUGAGAUCUGUUUGUUUUAAAUUUGCUCCUCUGUCAGUAGUAAACUGCAUUAAUUCCCCCCCCCCUUUUUCUUUUUGAAAGUCAUUUUGUUAUACAGAAGCUGCCUCGGCUAAUUAUCUCACGUUUAGAGCUCUUUUCUCUUUGAGAUGCAUUUUGCUGUUGAUGAAAUUAAAACUAAGUGCAGACUGAUACGGGCCGAUGUGACGCCACCCCCCGCGUCGUGCUA